AUGAACUCUUUGCUGGAGGUCCAGCAAGCAGUGUCCCAUGCACCCAGGAAUGGCUUUUACCUGGGGACAUCCUACCUGCGUGGCUCAGACACCACUGCUGCUGACUUGCCUUCUUUGCUGUUCCUUUCCCAGUCCUCAGUAUGCUCCAAGAUUGUCCAGCUGCUGGGCCAGAACGAGGUGGACUACCGCCAGAAGCAGGUGGUGAUCGUGAGCCAAGACAGCUUCUACCGGGUCCUCACCUCAGAGCAGAAAUCCAAAGCACUCAAAGGCCAGUUCAAUUUUGACCACCCAGAUGCCUUCGACAACGAGCUGAUCGUGAAAACGCUCAAAGAGAUCACGGAAGGGAAGACGGUCCAGAUUCCUGUCUAUGACUUUGUCUCCCACUCCAGGAAAGAGGAGACGGUGACCGUCUACCCUGCCGACGUGGUGCUCUUUGAAGGCAUCCUGGCCUUCUACAGCCAGGAGGUGCGGGAUCUCUUCCGCAUGAAGCUCUUUGUGGACACGGACGCAGACACCCGGCUGUCCCGCAGAGUGCUACGAGACAUCAGCGAGCGAGGCAGGGACCUUGAGCAGAUCUUAUCUCAGUAUAUCACCUUUGUCAAGCCUGCCUUUGAGGAGUUCUGUUUGCCAACCAAGAAGUAUGCUGACGUGAUCAUUCCCAGAGGAGCAGAUAAUGAAGUGGCCAUAAACCUGAUAGUGCAGCACAUCCAGGACAUUCUUAACGGAGGACUCAGCAAACGCCAGAGCAACGGCUACCUGAAUGGCUACACUCCUCCUCGCCAACGGCAGCCUUCAGAGUCCAGCAGCCGGCCUCACUGACCCUGGGAGGCCGGCGUGAGGCUGGGGGCGGAGGGCACUCGGGCCCUGCCACUGCCCCUCUGUACAUACUGUCAGUUCAUUCCCCCCUUAUCUAUUUAAGAAACCAGACAGAGACGAAUGCCUUUAAUUUUGUAUGUUGGAAAUGCCGAAUGAGAAGCAGCCGGCUGCUUGGGAGCCUGGACCGCCCACAGCUCCUGGCCUUGCUCAAUACCUCCUCCAGCACGGAACCGGCUAUAAAUCUCUAUAAAUAUAGAAUUGCUCUAUUUUUGUGUAAAUGCAGAAUAAUGUAAAA
This is a messenger RNA of Phaethon lepturus (White-tailed tropicbird), 1111 nucleotides long. It is a transcript of the gene UCK2, whose product is annotated as uridine-cytidine kinase 2. Gene Ontology annotation, molecular function: kinase activity; ATP binding. NCBI's taxonomy places the organism in Eukaryota, Metazoa, Chordata, Aves, Phaethontiformes, Phaethontidae. The record is from RefSeq and is a predicted model, not a curated record. Gene Ontology annotation, cellular component: cytoplasm; cytosol.